AUGAUGGCAUCGCGAAGCACGGCAACCUCUUCCGCAGCCGCAUUCCUCAACGGCGGCUCGUCGUCCAGCGCGCCCUCUCCAGGCGGUCGCAAGAUGGGAAACCACCCUCGCCAGUCCUCCUCCGCACUCUACACCGCCUUCUCGCCCAAGCAGAUCCAAGGCUUCAAAGAGGCAUUCAACAUGAUCGACACCGACUCGGACGGCCUGAUCACCAAGACCGAUAUCGCCACCAUGCUCAACAACCUCGGCGUCGACGCCUCUCCUGCUUCGCUCAACUCGUACUUCAAGAACAACGCGUCGAGCGCCACAGCUGGCGUCAACUUCACUCAGUUCCUCACCAUGUUCGGCGAACACCUGGCGGAGCUGGACGACCAGACAGUCUUGAUGGAGGCGUUCGAGUGCUUUGAUGAGAAGGACGUGGGCAAGAUCGACGCGCAAGAGUUGAGGUUCUGGUUGAGCCAGGUGGGGGACAAGAUGUCGGAUAAGGAGAUCGACAGAUUGCUGUCCGGUCCGUUUAUGGACAAGAGCGGCAAGUUUUUCGACUACAAGGCUUUUGUUGAGGCGGUCAAGAUGUCGGAACCUGCCGAGAUCGAGUAA
This is a messenger RNA of Sporisorium graminicola, 597 nucleotides long. RefSeq lists its product as uncharacterized. The coding region runs from base 1 to 597 and encodes 198 amino acids. Gene Ontology annotation, molecular function: cytoskeletal motor regulator activity; myosin heavy chain binding; calcium ion binding. NCBI's taxonomy places the organism in Eukaryota, Fungi, Basidiomycota, Ustilaginomycetes, Ustilaginales, Ustilaginaceae. The record is from RefSeq and is a predicted model, not a curated record. Gene Ontology annotation, biological process: actomyosin structure organization; mitotic cytokinesis. The transcript has a single exon. Gene Ontology annotation, cellular component: cytoplasm; myosin II complex.